Messenger RNA from Microplitis demolitor, 4605 nucleotides. RefSeq lists its product as uncharacterized. Lineage: Eukaryota; Metazoa; Arthropoda; Insecta; Hymenoptera; Braconidae. Gene Ontology annotation, biological process: telomere maintenance; DNA repair. Gene Ontology annotation, molecular function: DNA helicase activity. The record is from RefSeq and is a predicted model, not a curated record. The transcript is spliced from 2 exons. Bases 1 to 4605 code for a protein of 1534 amino acids.
AUGUCAAAACGAAACACAUAUGGAUCUAUUUGUGAAAUUAUGGCAGCCGCAGAGAUAUUUCCAUAUCGGUUUGAAGUGUAUCAAGGUGAUUGCAUUAUAGCUUCCGUUGGUGAAGCAAUUCGAUGUGUAAAAAGGUUACGUUUUACGGGGCAUGAUAAUAAUGGUCACUACGAUGUUUAUCUUUCGGUGCUUGCAUCAAAAAUUACAGGUAAUAACUAUAUAAGUGGGGGUAGUGUAAAACAAAAUGGAGAAAAUGUGUCAUUUUCGGUGCCUAAAAAUCAAGAAAAUGUGUCAAUGAGUUUUUUAUCGUAUAAAUUAAUUCCUAACGUUGCUUCAUCGUGUUUAAAUUUAAAUAGUGAUAAUUAUGAUAAACAAAGUGAUGAAAAUGUAUCAUUUUUAGUGCCUCAAACUCAAGAAAAUAUAUUAGCGGAAGUUUUACUACCUCAAUUAAUUCCUAACGUUGAAUUACAAAGUUCAAGUGAAUCAGUUAUUAAUGAUGUGAAUCUCCUUCAAUCAAAUGGGAGAAAAAAAAGGAGGAAAAGAGUCAACUAUACAAUUAGAAAGAGACAAUUGCGACAAGCCACUUUAAAUUACACUCAUUGCAAUUCUGAUGUACAUAGAAAGGCGACAAAAAAAUACGCUUCUAAUAACCCUCAUGUUAGUCGUGCAGCUACAACUAAGUACAACGAGAAACGAUUACAAAUUAAAUUAAUGUCUUGGACUUUGAAAGCUUUAUCUGGCCUUAGUUAUGAACCGAGUAUUGACUAUCAAAAUGAUAAAAUUGUAAAUCUUGGGCAUCGAUUACCCUGUUCUUGGUGUCGUGCUUUGAAAUGGAAGGAUGAGGCUGAAGGAAUGUGCUGUAGUGGUGGUAAAAUUCAGCUUCCUACUCUUCAACGCUACCCAGAACCUUUAUAUAGUCUUUUAACUUAUCAGCACCCAAUCUCAGAACAUUUUCUUUCUUCUCUUCGAAAGUAUAAUGGGUGCUUUCAGAUGACGUCUUUUGGAUCAAAAGAGGUAAAGGAGGGUAGUUUUAUGCCAACAUUUAAAGUGCAGGGACAAGUCUACCAUAGGAUAGGAAGCCUUAUGGUAGAAAAUAAUCAACAACCAUCAUUUCUCCAAAUAUACUUUGUUGGUGAUGAUAAUCGUGAAAGAGAAAUUCGUUGUGGGAUCUGUCCUGGUAUUAAGCCAGAGUUAAUUCACCAACUUCAAAAUUUGCUUCAUGAACACGAUCAAUACAUUAAAGAUUUUAAGGUUGCUAUUGAAUCAGUUCCUAAGGAUCAGAAAGAGUUUCAGGUUAUAAUUAAUGCUGAUAAAAAGCCUCCGGGUGAACAUCGAGGUCGUUUCAAUGCUCAAAUGGCUAAAGAAGUAGCAGUUAUCAUCGUUGGACAAAAUUUUGAAAAGAGAGAUAUCAUCCUGAACAGCAGAGACGAUAAGUUAAAGCGAAUCAGUGAAAUCCAUCGCGCGUAUGAUACUUUACAAUAUCCUCUGAUGUUCUGUCGUGGAGACGAUGGCUAUCACAUUAAUAUUCCUAAGCGUGAUGAAAAAACUAAGCGUCCUCUAAAUAAGACCGUGUCAGCUUCUGAGUUUUACAGUUAUAGAAUAAUGGAGCGUAAUGGAGAAGAAAAUCAUUUACUUUUAUUUCGCACUCUAUUGAAUCAUUUUUUGGUUGAUAUGUAUGCGAAAAUUGAAACUGAACGACUUAAUUGGAUUCGUAACCAUCAAACAAACUUACGAAGUGAAGAAUACGUUCACCUUAAAGACGCUUUAACGAAAACCGACGGUCAGAUAACAGAAAUAGGUAAAAUGGUUGUGCUGCCAUCUUUUUUUACUGGUGGGCCACGAUACAUGCAUGAACGAACUCAAGAUGCUAUGACUUAUGUACGUCAUUUCGGACGUCCAGACUUAUUUAUUACGUUCACUUGCAAUCCAAAAUGGAAAGAAAUUGAAGAGCUUUUAGUUCAAGGCCAAAAAUCUCACGAUAGACAUGACUUAAUAGUAAGAAUUUUUCACGUGAAAACUAAGCAUAUGAUGAAUCUUCUGACAAAAGGUUGCAUUUUUGGCAAAACGAAGUGUCAUAUGUAUACUGUGGAAUGGCAGAAACGUGGACUUCCUCACAUUCAUAUCCUUCUGUGGUUAGAAGAAAAGCUGAGACCAGAAUCUAUUGAUAAGGUAAUUAGUGCUGAACUGCCUAAUCAAGAUCAAGAUCAAGAACUAUAUGAAAUAAUAACAACAAAUAUGAUUCACGGUCCAUGUGGUUCUUUUAAUAGAAAUUCUCCCUGUAUGGUGGAUGGUUCAUGCACGAAAAAAUAUCCAAAACAUUUAAUAAAGGAAACCCAAUUAGGAGAAGAUGGAUAUCCUAAAUAUCGUCGGCGAUCUCCUGAAGAUAGUGGAGUAACAACAAUAAUAAAUGAAAUUAAUAUAGACAAUCGAUGGGUGGUACCGUAUAACCCUGUCCUGUGUCGUACAUUCAAAGCUCAUAUAAAUGUUGAAGUUUGCAACUCAGUGAAAUCAAUUAAAUAUAUUUGUAAGUAUAUAAAUAAGGGAUCUGAUCAAGCAGCAUUCACUGUUGGAGAUCUUGAUGAAGUGGCAAAGUAUGAAGCAGGACGAUACAUUAGCACUUCUGAGGCAGUUUGGCGAAUACUGAGUUUUCCUAUCCACGAGAGAUUCCCUCCAGUUAUGCAUCUUGCUGUACAUUUAGAAAAUGGUCAACGAGUUUUUUUUAAUGAAAAUAAUAUACUCAAUCAGAUCAACAAUUCCAAAACAACACUUAUGGCUUUUUUUGAACUCUGUAAAGUGGACAAUUUUGCGAAAAAAUUAUUAUAUUGUGAAGUUCCAGCUUAUUAUGUCUGGAGAAAACACCAGUUUCACAGAAGAAAACAAGGAAAAAUUGUGCCAGGUUAUUUAGGUAUAAGAAAAGAUCAUGUUAUAGGCAGAGUGUAUACUGUCCAUCCUACCAAUACUGAAUGUUAUUACCUCCGUCUUCUUUUGCAUGAAGUUCGCGGUCCAGAGUCAUUUACGGCUUUAAGAACUAUAAAAGAAGUAAUCUAUCUUACAUUUCAAGAAGCUUGCAGAGUAAUGGGAUUGCUCGAAGACGAUGCUCAUUGGGAUCAAACUUUAGCAGAAGUCUCAAUUUCUGAUUCAUCUUACAAAAUACGUGAAUUGUUUGCUAUUAUGUUAGUUUUUUGCCAAGUUGGAGAUCCGAUUAAAUUAUGGGAUAAAUAUCGAGAUAAUUUCACGGACGAUAUUAAAAGACGAAUGAGUAGGAAUCGCGAAAACUCUGAGUUAGAUGUUGAUAUUGUUUACAAUCAAUGUUUGAUUAAUCUUGAAGAUAUGGUCAUUGCUAUGUCAGGUAAGACUCUUUUACAAUUUGGUCUCACUUCACCAUCUCGAGAACAAGAAUCUGGUAUUAUUAAUCAACAAUAUUUAAAUAAAUUAGCUUAUGACACUGAUAAGUUAACCGAAGAAGUGAUAAAAAGUGUUCCGAUACUGAAUAAAGAACAGAAAGAAGCAUAUGAAUCUACAUUGAAUAGUGUCGUUUCUGAUUCUGGACGAUUGUUCUUCCUUGAUGCUUCUGGUGAAACGGGAAAAACAUUCUUGAUUAAUUUGUUGCUUGCGAAAAUUAGAAGUGAAAAAAGUAUUGCUAUUGCUGUUGCUUCUUCAGGAAUUGCGGCUUCUUUAAUUGACGGAGGCAAAACAGCUCACUCGACAUUUAAAUUACCUCUUGAAAUGAAUCAUUCUGAUAAUAUUCGAUGCAAUAUUUCUAAGCAGAGUUGUAUGUCUCACGUUAUCAGAGAAGCGAAACUGAUAGUAUGGGAUGAAUGCACUAUGGCUCACAAAAAUGCUAUUGAAGCUCUCAACAGAACUCUUAAGGAUAUAAGAAAUAGUGACCGAAUAAUAGGUGGAAUAAUUGUUGUUUUAGCUGGUGACUUCAGACAAACUAUACCUGUUGUACCACGAGAUAUCAAUAAAAUUGGAGUUAAUUGCUCUUCAUGGCUAAAAGAAAGAGCUAUUCUGACUCCAACGAAUGAUUCAGCGAAUAGCAUUAACAACUAUCUUAUAGAAAAGCUAUCAACUAAUCAAAUGAAGUAUAAAUCUAUUGAUACAGUCGUAGAUGUUGAUGAUGCUGUCCAUUAUCCUGUCGAGUUCUUACAUACACUCAAUCCACCCGGAAUACCAUCUCAUAUUCUCAAUCUUAAAAUUAGAGCACCAAUAAUGUUACUGCGCAAUUUAAAUCCUCCAAAACUAUGUAACGGUACCAGACUACAAGUGAAAAAUUUACAUAAAAAUAUUAUUGAAGCUACAAUUUUAACAGGUAAACAUAAAGGAGAAGUCGUAUUUAUUCCAAGAAUUCCUUUGGUUCCAUCUGACUACCAUUUCAACUUCAAACGUCUACAAUUUCCUGUUAGGGUUUGCUAUGCUAUGACUAUCAAUAAAGCGCAGGGGCAGAGUUUAAAAUUAGCUGGUGUAGAUUUGAGACAUGAUUGUUUUUCUCAUGGUCAGUUUUACGUUGCAUGCUCAAGAGUCAGUUCACCGGACAACUUGAUUAUUCUUCAACCAGAAAAAAAGACGAAAAACAUUGUUUACAAGGAAUUUUUAAGUUUGUAA